This is a messenger RNA of Morchella sextelata, 882 nucleotides long. RefSeq lists its product as uncharacterized. The record is from RefSeq and is a predicted model, not a curated record. The transcript is spliced from 4 exons. The coding region runs from base 1 to 882 and encodes 293 amino acids. Lineage: Eukaryota; Fungi; Ascomycota; Pezizomycetes; Pezizales; Morchellaceae.
AUGCAUGUAUUCCCGCAGCAUAUAAUUGAAUCUGCCCCAACAAAUUACACCGCAUUCUCGAAGCGGGCGAUACUGGCGAUGAGAAACGAUACAGUCGCUGAGUUCAAUGAUAGGGUUCUACAGCAAAUUCAAGGCGAGGUGCACAUGUACUAUUCGGUAGAUACUGUUGACAGCGGGAAUUCAGAAGAGAAUGCAAACCUGCUACCUCCAGAAUAUCUGCAGGGUCUCAAUCCGUCUGGCCUCCCACCGUCUAUCAUCAAACUAAAGGUGGGAGCACCAAUAAUUCUUCUACGCAAUCUAUUUCCAAAGCAAGGUCUCUGCAAUGGAACACGAAUGACGGUAACUAAACUGGAUGUACGGUGUAUCGAAGCCAAGAUUCUGGGUGGUGAGUUUGAUGGGGAGCCAAAGGUUAUACCACGUAUACAGCUUUCAUCCACUGAGGGAGAUCUACCUUUCACAUUAAUGAGAAGGCAGUUGCCUAUUCGGCUAUGCUUUGCGAUGACCGUCAAUAAAUCGCAGGGUCAAUCACUGGAUAUUGUUGGGGUUGACUUGAGGUCUGAUCCCUUCACUCACGGGCAGCUCUAUGUAGCGCUCUCGAGAGUCACAGAUGUAGCUGGCUUGAUGGUGCUGCAACGAGAUGAGACACCGCCGCAAACGGACAACAUUGUAUACCGUGAAGUGCUGCUGAUUUACGCUGGAGCCGGUUGGAGGACUCGGGGGUAUAUGAUUGGAGGAGGUAGACGGUGGAUUUCUGAAUGGAUGGGAAGGGGGGUCGGUUACGGUAUUGGUUGUGGGAUGGGGAAAUGGAAGAAGCCGGAGGACUGGGUAUCGAAUGGUAGAACAAAUUCGGGAAGUGGUGGAAAGGAUGAGGGCAUGGAGUAA